Penaeus vannamei (Pacific white shrimp) is the source of this 773-nucleotide messenger RNA. The record is from RefSeq and is a predicted model, not a curated record. Lineage: Eukaryota; Metazoa; Arthropoda; Malacostraca; Decapoda; Penaeidae.
CUGUAAACGAUAUUAGCCUCGUUUUAGCUCAGUGCCGGCUGUGCGAGCUAGCGCAUGAGCUUGUAAACAAAGGCCUCCCGGUCCAUGUGUGUUUCGUCUGCUGCCUUGGAUUCUGAGACGCAUUACCCCACAAAAUAUCACCAGCAUGGACCUAUCUGCAGUGAGUGAACAAAUUCAAGCUGAAGUACAAAUCAAGCAGUUCAGAGAUUUUUUGAUCCAGUACAACAAGCUUAGUGAAAGCUGCUUUACAGAUUGUGUGUGGGACUUCACUUCUCGGAAUAUUAGAGGCAAUGAGGAUUCUUGUGUGGUGAACUGUGUCGAAAAAUAUACAAAGGUAACGCAGCGCAUAUCAGAACGGUUUCAAGAAAUUCAAAUGCUAAGUAAUGAGAACGCAGUGGCUGCAGCUCAGAAGUUGGGAAAGAUGCCUGGUGCCUAGCGAGAGUGAGAUGAAGAUAUUUGGUCAGCUUGUACUGCUAUGAAAUGAAGAGAUAAAUUCAAUUAAUUUUGUUGUUUUGUUAACAUGAAGUAAUGGAUAGAGGUACUGUCAAGAACUUUGUAUGAAGUCAUGCACAUUCAUCUUAAGGCAUAUUUUAACUGCUUUAAAUGUAACAUACAUUUUAUAUCUCAUGUGUACAUUCCUGUGUAACAUAAAUACAUGUAUUAUAUGACUUGUGUAAUGGUUAGGAGGCUAAGUAGACAAGAUGUAUAGAAUAAUUGUAUAUUCUUGCUUAUUAAAAGUUAGUAAGCUUUGGAAAUAAAUGAAAUGAAACAUG